AUGGAUUGUAACGACGAAAAUUCCACUCCCGAAGAGUCCUUAAAUCCUGUGAAUAACAGUGAAGAACCGUGUUCAAGAAGUAACGUGGACGCAGGGGAUUUAGACGAAGAAACCAUCCAGAAGCUUCGAGGAGAUACAAUAGGAGACACUUUAUACAGCCAGUCCUUUGUGCUUAAAACCCUAUUGCAGUUCUCCGAUGGGAAAUGGAGCGAACAAUUCGAAGAAGAUUUGUGCUUCAUGUGGGACAUGACAUUGGAAAAAGACGUGUGCAAAUUUUUACUGGACAUGUCUUAUCCCUCGUUGGCCUGUAACGUUGUAUUACAUCGAAGGGAUGAUAAUCGAUUCGUUGAAAUCGUGAUUGAUGAUGAAUUUAUGGAGAAGAUUUGUUUUAUUUUAAGGAAUUCGAUUAACAACGAUUUGUUGUUGAAGACUUUAGAAACUGCUGCUAAAUUAACUGCGGAUGUAGAAGAAAAGAAUUAUUUAUGUAGAAUAGGUCACGAAGAAAAUUUAUUGCCUCUAACCGACGAGGUAUCGUUUAUUCUUUCGGCUAUUUCUUACAUAUUUACCCAAUUGAAAUUGGAUUACUUACCGGGAAUAUUCCAGUCUGUUACAAAAAUUCUUUCUGUUAUUGUUAAUUACAAAGAUGAAUUACAAGAAUCGGUGGAAUCCAUGUUGGAAUUCGAAUGUUACUUGAUAUCAAGCACGCCCUGCAUUAACAUAAAGCAAGAUUUAAAAUGUAUAUCGAGGCAAAAGGCCAAAAACGUAUUGAAUUUACUUAAAGCAACCAACAAAUUCGACCAAGCGAAUUUGAAUCAAAUAUUAGAGUGGUAUAAAUGA
This is a messenger RNA of Phyllotreta striolata, 837 nucleotides long. NCBI's taxonomy places the organism in Eukaryota, Metazoa, Arthropoda, Insecta, Coleoptera, Chrysomelidae. The record is from the annotation of a GenBank genome assembly.